CAGUUACUCCUGUUCCAGUUGAUGGGGGCGCUCGUUCCUAUUCUGAAACUUAGACCGACGAAGAAGAAAAUCACCGGAAACUUUUAUGUGAGCACGCGGUGUGUCCGGCCUUUCCAACGAGGCGUCGAACAGGAACAUGGCCAAGAUCAAGGCACGAGAUCUGAGGGGUAAGAAGAAGGAAGAGCUGCUGAAGCAGCUGGAUGACCUCAAGAAUGAACUAUCUCAGCUACGUGUGGCCAAGGUCACUGGAGGAGCUGCUUCCAAGCUCUCAAAGAUCCGCGUUGUCCGCAAGUCCAUCGCUAGAGUCCUGACUGUCAUCAACCAGACGCAGAAGGAGAAUCUGAGGAAGUUCUACAAGGGUAAGAAGUACAAGCCCCUGGAUCUGAGGCCCAAGAAGACCAGAGCUCUGCGUCACCGGCUCAAAAAACACGAAGAGAGUCUGCGCACCAAGAAACGGCAGAAGAAAGACCUCCUCUACUCCGUGCGCAAAUUUGCCGUCAAAGCCUAGUGGCUUUUUCUAUUGACUUAAUAAAAUUGAUGUAAAAAUAC
Messenger RNA from Cynoglossus semilaevis (tongue sole), 549 nucleotides. Its product is annotated as 60S ribosomal protein L35-like. Gene Ontology annotation, molecular function: mRNA binding; structural constituent of ribosome. Gene Ontology annotation, cellular component: cytosolic large ribosomal subunit; ribosome. NCBI's taxonomy places the organism in Eukaryota, Metazoa, Chordata, Actinopteri, Pleuronectiformes, Cynoglossidae. The record is from RefSeq and is a predicted model, not a curated record. Gene Ontology annotation, biological process: translation; maturation of LSU-rRNA from tricistronic rRNA transcript (SSU-rRNA, 5.8S rRNA, LSU-rRNA). The transcript is spliced from 4 exons. Bases 137 to 508 code for a protein of 123 amino acids.